This is a messenger RNA of Nelumbo nucifera (sacred lotus), 2612 nucleotides long. RefSeq names its product hydroxyproline O-galactosyltransferase GALT6-like. Lineage: Eukaryota; Viridiplantae; Streptophyta; Magnoliopsida; Proteales; Nelumbonaceae. Gene Ontology annotation, molecular function: hydroxyproline O-galactosyltransferase activity; carbohydrate binding. Gene Ontology annotation, cellular component: Golgi membrane. The record is from RefSeq and is a predicted model, not a curated record.
UCUCUCCUAUCUCUUUCUGGGCGUUUUGAGCUGGUUUGCUGACCUACCUUCUUAACCGAUCGAGGGCCGAGGGGGUAGGGUAGACGGUAGAGAGGUAGGGUCUGUAAAUAAGAAUCGUUUUGAUCGAAUUCGAAUUUUAGACGUUGUUGAUCUUGUUCUUCUAAUCGGAACUAAUCAAAGCAGGUCUAGGGUUCGUUUUUUUUUUUUUUUUUUUUGUUUCUUCUUUUUUCCGUUAAGAAGAAGAACAGAGGUGAUGAUGAAGAGAGGCAAAUUAGAUAUGUUUGUGGCUCUCGGUCGACAGAGAUCGAUUCAGUUGGUGGUUGGUGCAGGGCUUCUGUACAUUUUAUUGAUGAGUAUAGAAAUCCCAUUAGUUUUCAGGAGCGGCUUCGGUGCCGUAUCACGGGACGGCUUUAAUGGCUUCCUUAACGACGCUUUGCCUCGGCCUCUCAGGCUUGAUAGUGAGGAGGACAUGGAGGAAAGAGAAGCCCCUGUUCGACCUUCCGAGGUGCCUUUUAAGGUUUUUCAGCGUUCUCUUCAGCCGUCUAAGCAGGUAACGGCUGAGGGACAGGUGCGUGAAUACAAGGUUUUGUCAGGUUUGAACUUUCAGGACGGCCCAUUCAAUACUAGCAGUAAAGAUGGGUUCUCUGAGCUUCAAAAAUCCGCUAAGGAUGCUUGGGACGCUGGGAGGAAGCUCUGGGAAGAGCUUGAGUCCGGGAAGGUUCGGGUCGAUGAAGAGUCCAGGGCAGAGAGCAGGUCUGAGUCUUGCAUGCCUUCGAUUGUGAUUUCUGGUUCGGAGUUUCGGGACCAGGGAAACAUUAUGCUUCUUCCGUGCGGGCUGACUCUGGGGUCACACAUAACUGUUGUGGGGAAGCCAUAUCCAGCACACGCCGAGCAGGACCCCAAGAUAUCGCUGUUGAAGGAUGGGGAUCAGUCAGUCAUGGUCUCGCAGUUCAUGAUGGAGUUGCAAGGACUAAAGUCGGUUGAUGGGGAAGACCCACCGAGGAUCCUGCACUUCAAUCCUAGGUUGAAGGGGGACUGGAGUGGCAAGCCUGUCAUCGAGCAGAAUACUUGUUAUAGGAUGCAAUGGGGAUCAGCUCUUAGGUGCGAGGGGUGGAAAUCUAACGCUGAUGAAGAAACUGUUGAUGGACAGGUAAAAUGUGAGAAGUGGCUUCGUGAUGAUGAUAACGGCCUAGAGGAAUCAAAGUCAUCAUGGUGGUUAAACCGGUUAAUUGGCCGAUCAAAGAAGGUCACGAUUGAUUGGCCAUACCCAUUUGCAGAGGGCAAGUUGUUUGUUCUUACACUCAGUGCCGGUUUAGAAGGUUAUCAUGUCAAUGUUGAUGGGAGGCAUGUUACCUCUUUCCCUUACCGCACCGGUUUCGUUCUCGAGGAUGCAACUGGCCUAUCUCUGAAUGGGGAUGUUAAUGUACAUUCCAUAGUUGCUGCUUCCUUACCUACUGCACAUCCUAGCUAUGCCAUGCAGAAGCUUCUCGAGAUGUCUACUAAAUGGAAGGCUCCACCUCUUCCAGAGGGGCCUGUGGAGCUUUUCAUUGGUAUCCUUUCUGCAGGCAAUCAUUUUGCUGAGCGUAUGGCUGUGAGGAAAUCUUGGAUGCAGUCUGAACUGAUCAAGUCUUCAAAUGUUGUGGCCCGCUUCUUUGUAGCACUGCAUGGAAGGAAGAAAGUGAAUGCGGAGUUGAAGAAAGAAGCUGAAUUCUUUGGUGACAUUGUAAUAGUGCCUUUCAUGGAUAGCUAUGACCUUGUUGUGUUGAAGACUGUUGCCAUCUGCGAAUACGGGCUUCGCUCGGUAUCUGCAAAAUACAUUAUGAAGUGUGAUGAUGAUACAUUUGUCAGGGUGGAUGCAGUAAUCAAAGAAGUGAAAAAAAUCCCCAGUGACAGGAGCCUGUAUGUGGGAAACAUGAAUUACUACCACAAGCCCUUGCGAUAUGGUAAAUGGGCAGUGACAUAUGAGGAAUGGCCAGAAGAAGAUUAUCCACCUUAUGCAAAUGGACCAGGCUACGUUGUGUCAUCUGACAUUGCAGACUUCAUUGUCUCUGAGUUUGAGAAACACAAAUUGAGACUGUUCAAAAUGGAAGAUGUGAGCAUGGGGAUGUGGGUGGGGCAGUUCAACAGCUCGAGGACUGUGGAAUAUCAACACGAUUUGAAGUUUUGCCAAUUCGGUUGCAUCGACGAUUACUUAACAGCACAUUAUCAGUCUCCUAGGCAGAUGACCUGCAUGUGGAACAAAUUGCAACAGCAGGGAAGAGCCUUGUGCUGCAACAUGAGAUGACCAUGUUGAUUGUGGAGGUGGCCGGUGAUAAUGCAAAUGGCAUAGAAGUCUGCAACAACGUCAAUGUUGUUUGAUAACAGUGUGGAGAAUCCUAGAGGGAAAAACACAGUAAAUCAAGUUUUGCAGCCAUGGCAUUAUGUGGGUGUAUAGGGAUGGGGGCUGUUCAUGUGCCCCUUCCAACUCAUUCAUUAUUUUCUUGUUCUUUUUUCCUUUUUGAGGCUGGAGGGUGAUGAAGAUGGCAUGUAUUCUCUGUGGGGGCUGCCUCCGAGUUCUGUAACCUAUAGUAAAACAUUAAAGCAGCAAAUGAAAAUUAAUACCUUUUUCUUGU